CCUUUCGUCUCAGCCUUUUUCCUUUUUCCCCAAAAAACGUGAAAGAGGAGGAGUGGAAAAGUUAGCAAACUUUCUUUGAGGAACUAUUUUACUUUAGCGGUUAUGAAUGCAAACCGCGCUUGCGAAAGGGAUUGAGAGACAUCACUGUACACUCCGGUGAAUUAAGGGGUAAACAAGCACGUCGGUGCAAAAUGUUAAAAAGGAGCAGAGAGCGGUGAUCUUCCAGUGGUCUUUCAAUGACACAGAGAAAGAGACCUGAAGCCCAAUUGUGAAAUUGCCCAGAGUACCGCUGAUUUGUAGCAGAACAAACCCACCAGGAUGACCGAUUGGAUCUUGCUUGUGGUGCUAGGCUCUCUGGCUGCUGAUCUUGUCCAAGCGGGGGCAAAGAAUGCUUACACCGGGCCAUGUGCGGGUCGAGACUGCAGUGGAGACUGCCAGUGUUUGCCAGAGAAGGGGGCAAGGGGUCAACCCGGACAGAUUGGGCCCCAAGGGCGCAGUGGACCUCCAGGAUUUCCUGGACCCGAGGGACUAAGAGGACCAAAAGGUGAAAAGGGUAACUCUGGUAACCCAGGAGCUGGAGGCAUGAAAGGAGAAAAGGGUCCAAUCGGUGUGCCAGGAUUUGUCGGGAUGAAUGGGAUUCCUGGUCACCCAGGUCAACAAGGUCCAAGAGGACGCCCAGGUCUUGACGGGUGCAAUGGUACCAUCGGAGAUUCUGGUUUCCCUGGCAGUGCAGGUUAUCCAGGAUCCCCAGGACUCCCGGGUGAAACAGGUCUCAAAGGAGCUAAAGGAGAGCCAGUCCGUAUCUCUGGAAACCGUGGUGAACUCAGGGGCGAGCCGGGCCUACCAGGUUUGGAUGGAGUUCUUGGUCCACCAGGUUUUCCUGGGCCAGAUGGCUUUGUGGGACCCAGAGGACAGCCGGGCCUUCCAGGCCGACCUGGUCCCCCAGGCCUUCCAGGAUUGAAAGGUAACAUGGGACUGGGAUUCCAAGGACAAAAAGGAGGAAAGGGAGAUGUGGGUCUGCCUGGUCCUCCAGGCCCACCACCUGCCACCGGGCAACUUGAGUUUGGUGGACAACCUGGAUUUCCAAAAGGGGACAGAGGUGAAAAGGGUGAUAAAGGAUUACCUGGUCCUCUUGGAAGACCUGGAUUGCGUGGCCCUCCGGGAUAUACAGAUGGAAUUAGACCAAAAGGAGAGAAAGGAAUCCCUGGUCUCCCAGGCCCGAGGGGAUCUUUUGGCUCAGAUGGAUCACCUGGAAUUCCAGGAAGGAAGGGCCAACCAGGUUUCCCUGGAACAAUUGGAAGAGAUGGUUUCCCAGGAAUGAAGGGUGACCAGGGUGAUGUGGGUCCACCAGGACCCCCAGCUUACAUAGAUGGAGGUGGUGCUCUUGUUAAAGGUCCUCCUGGAGAUUCAGGUUCACCAGGAUUCCCAGGUCUUCCGGGAAUCCAAGGUUUACCAGGUCCACCAGGAUUGCCAGGACGUUUCGGCUCUCCAGCGCAAACUCAAGGUUCCAAGGGUUUACCAGGAUUUCCAGGAAUUAAAGGACCUACAGGCGAAAAAGGUUCACCAGGAAGAAUGAUAUUCUCACAACCAGGACCACAGGGUCCACCAGGUUUACCAGGCCCACCUGGACCUCCUGGUCCACCAGGUCCUUCAGAUAGUCGGACCAGAGUCAGUGGACCAAUUGGACCUCCGGGAUUGCCUGGACCAGCCGGACCACCAGGAUUCAGGGGAAGCAAAGGAUAUAAGGGUGAGCCUGGUGCUUGCGCGUGCAGUGGAGUAAUAACUGGGAAUGGAAUUCCAGGACCUCCCGGCCCUCCUGGUGAACCAGGAAAGCCUGGCUUCAAUAGUGGCAAAGGCCAGUGUGGUGACCCAGGACCCCCAGGACCUCCGGGGCAAAGAGGCCCUCCAGGCAUUUCAGGCGUGCCAGGAGGAUUAGGUCCGAAAGGACAGAAGGGAGACUCAUCAGUAACAUCUGCAAAAGGGCAAAAGGGAGAUCCUGGUAAUCCAGGGCCAAGGGGACCUUCAGGCACUCCAGGAAAACCAGGAAAUGAUGGCUUCCCAGGUUUAGCCGGACGUCCGGGUGAACCUGGUGACAGCGGAACAGGCAUUCGUGGUGUUAAAGGUUUCCCAGGCAGUCCUGGUCGAAAGGGUCCUCCAGGUGAGAUGGGUCCACCAGGCAUCGGAUUCCCAGGCCCACCAGGUUUCCAGGGUCCUCCAGGUGAUCCAGGAGUUGAUGGAAUACCAGGACCUCCAGGAUUACCAGGGGCACCAGGUGACUGUUGCUGCGGGGAAACCGCUGGUGAAGGCGACCUUCAUACAGAGGGAGGAAUCACUCUGCCCUGUGUGAUCCCAGGCAAUGUAGGUUUGAUGGGUAGACCUGGAGUAACAGGACGCCCAGGUCCAAAAGGCCGACCUGGCUUCCCAGGUAGUCCAGGACGACCAGGAUCUGAUGGACCAAAAGGACCCCCUGGAGAUCCAGGCUUACUGGGACAAUCAGGCCGCCCAGGUUUUCCUGGGCCGCCUGGUGAUCAAGGACGGUCUGGCCUCCCUGGACUGGAUGGAAAUGAAGGGUCUCCUGGAAAAAUGGGUGCCCCAGGAUUCCCAGGCCAAAAAGGACGCCCAGGUGAUGUGUAUGGUGCGGAAAGAGGUGCUCCAGGACAACCAGGUCCACCUGGAAAACCAGGAUUGAAAGGGAUUCCCGGAGAUUCCGGGUUUCCAGGAGCCAAAGGUGUUGACGGUAGGCCAGGCUUUCCAAGUCGAAAAGGUGAAAGGGGAAAUCCUGGCUUUCCUGGCCUUCAGGGCUUGCCAGGACCUCCAGGCCCAAGUGGACCAGGUGCCAUACCUGGUUUACCAGGAGAAAUGGGAAGGCCUGGUGAGCUUGGACAACCAGGUUUCCCCGGACCAAAAGGUUCAGUUGGAGAUCGUGGACCCCCAGGUCCUGCGGGUAUGAAGGGAUUUCCAGGAAUUCCAGGAGAUCGAGGUCUCCCUGGAUCACCAGGUCGCCCUGGUGUUCCAGGAGAGCCUGGUCGUACAGCUCAAUUUAAUCGAUAUGGAUUGAAAGGCGAGAAAGGCUCUCCUGGCGUAGUUGGCUUCCCAGGCAUUCCUGGUUUACAAGGUCGGCCAGGGUUUGAUGGAAACAAAGGAGAAAUGGGUAGCCCAGGUAGACCAGGCUUCCCUGGUUCCCAAGGCAGGAAAGGAAUAAAAGGUGAUAGGGGUGACAUUGGAUUCCCCGGGCCUCCACCUCCUUUUAGAGGUGGCUUUCCAGGACCAAGAGGUGACCCUGGUAAUCCUGGGAAUCCAGGCUUCCCUGGGAUGAGAGGAGACAAAGGUUUUCCAGGGUCACUUGGUCGCCCUGGACUCCCAGGACCAAGAGGCCGUUCUGGGUUCGGGAAAGGUAGACCAGGUGAUCCGGGGCCUCCAGGGUAUUCUGGACCACCAGGACAACCAGGGCUGAAGGGCUCCUUUGGCAUUAUUGGAUUCCCUGGAUCGACAGGAGAAUUGGGUAAUGUUGGUCUACCAGGUCCUCCUGGGUACCCUGGUGAAUGGGGUCUUGUUGGUCCAAAAGGUGAACCUGGUGAUCGACUAGCUGUGCCAGGCCUAGUAGGAAGAAAAGGAGAACGUGGGCAACCAGGGUAUCCAGGUGAAAGAGGGCAGACUGGUUUGCGUGGUGAUCCUGGUCUCUCGGGUAGCCCUGGGCCUCCUGGACUUAAAGGAUUACCAGGUGAAAGAGGUCGACUGGCUGGCCAAGGUGCUCCAGGGCUGCAAGGGCCAUCUGGGAAUUCAGGUUAUCAGGGACCUCGAGGAUAUCCAGGUCCCCCAGGACCUCCAGGUCGACCUUAUCAACCAGGACAGAAAGGACUCCCAGGCUCUCCAGGACUAGAUGGUUUGAAUGGUUUGCCUGGACCUAAAGGACCCAGAGGAACACCAGGUGCUGCUUUGGCGGCAGUGCCAGGGCCUCCUGGUUUUCCUGGGUUAAAAGGUGAAUACGGUGCACCAGGCAUUGGUGUCGGGGCACCAGGAUAUCCUGGACAAAAGGGACCUCGAGGAGAUCCAGGCCGUGCUGGGUCAUUGGGUCCUCCAGGGAAACCAGGUGCUCCAGGAAUUACCAUCCCUUCAAACAUUCCUGGUAAGCCAGGUGAUGUUGGUCCUCCUGGAUAUGAUGGUGAACAAGGUCCUCCAGGUCCACUUGGUCCUCCUGGGCCACCAGGCUUGGGUUUUGAAAGAGGAGAUCCUGGUGAUCCUGGUUUUUCCGGUAUCCCUGGGUCACAAGGUGCAAGGGGGAACGUUGGGUCUCCUGGACUGCCAGGAGUUCCUGGUCGUCCUGGAUUGAAAGGUGAAAGGCCAGAACCAGGCAGAAUGGGAUUUCCAGGAACAGAUGGCCCUCCUGGUGAUCCAGGAUACCCAGGGCCCAAGGGGGAUCUUGGUGCUCCAGGUUUUCCGGGACAAAAAGGCUUAAUGGGACCAGUAUCAGAAGUUAUACCAACACCGCCAAUCCCAGGUCCCUCAGGUCUCCAUGGGUCUGAGGGGAUACCUGGUCUCCUGGGGAACCCAGGCAACCCUGGUUAUGUGGGAUUUCCAGGUGUCAAAGGUCAGCCUGGAAAACCAGGGAGAGUGGGACCAAAUGGUUUACCUGGCCCUCCAGGUCUGAUAGGAGACCCAGGCUUGAAGGGAUAUCCUGGACCACCUGGAUUAGAAGGUAGCCCUGGGAAGCCAGGAACAGCAGGACUUCCAGGAAUGCCAGCUCGUAGUGUGAAUGUUGGCUACACACUAGUAAAACACAGUCAAUCCGAUACAGUGCCACCCUGCCCAUUGGGAAUGAACAGACUGUGGGAAGGAUACAGCUUACUGUUUGUGGAAGGUCAAGAAAAGAGUCAUGACCAAGAUUUGGGAAUGGCUGGCUCAUGCUUGCCUCGAUUCACCACUAUGCCUUUCCUCUACUGUAAUGUGGAUGAGGUGUGCCACUACGCAAACAGGAACGACAAGUCUUAUUGGCUUUCUACAACUGCCCCAAUCCCUAUGAUGCCCGUCUCCAACCAGCAGAUCCAACGCUACAUCAGUCGCUGCUCAGUCUGUGAGGUGCCAUCACAGGCUAUUGCCGUGCACAGCCAGGACAUAACCAUUCCACAGUGUCCUGAAGGCUGGCGGAGUCUGUGGAUCGGUUACUCUUUCCUCAUGCACACAGCUGCUGGUGCUGAAGGUGGGGGCCAGUCUCUUGUGUCGCCAGGCUCCUGCCUGGAGGACUUCCGCUCCACCCCCUUCAUCGAAUGCAAUGGCGCCCGCGGCACAUGCCACUACUUUGCCAACAAGUACAGCUUCUGGCUGACCAUCGUGGAGGAGGGCCAGCAGUUUGUGGAGUUGCCACCCUCGGAGACACUGAAAGCGGGUCAGCUGCGCACCCGGGUCAGUCGCUGUCAAGUCUGCAUCAAGUAUUUGUAGCAACUGGCUGGCUCAAAGCUGCCUGAGAGGCGUGACUGUUGUUCUGCUGACAGACACAGAGGUCUUUCUUAUGAAUCAACAGCCAGCUUUACAAACUUUGUAUAUUAGGAAGAGACAGUCUCAAAAACAGAUUGUAUUUUUAAAUAAAAGGCAUAACUUGAUUCCUACAACUAUGCAAAGCUCCCCUGCACCCCACUCGUGUACCCGUCUCCCUUUUUUUGAUUAAUCUGUUGAGCUUCCACUGAGCAAAUAAUAGACUGCCUAAAGUCGUUAUUCACUGGGCCUGCUCAAACCUAUUUAGGUGCAGUUUAUUUUCAGUAGCUCCUGUAAGAUUGAUCAGGCUGAUACUAUGCCUGAGUGCAGUAUGGGUGGAGUUCACCACACUGUAAAAAAGGUGCAGGAUGUUCUGUGUUCAUUCGUGUAUAGUAAAGCUGGGGAUGCCUCUUCAGCUUCUCAUGUACUUCUGAUGGGUUGUGCCACUCUGUAUGCCACCCCCCACUUGCCACCUCUUCCACAGGCAUUUUUAAAAUUUGGGCAUGGAGUUGAGUUCUUUUUUUAACACAUCUCUGCCAGUUGUUUUUGUUCAUAUGCCUAACAGUUCAGUGCAAACUAUGAAUCCUCCUAUAAAUUAUUCAAGGUAUUAUCACACAUGGUACCCUUCCCCAAGUUGGCAUCAUGCUAAAGCAUUUUCUUCUCUGCCAUUACAUUGCAACUUACCUCCAUUGUAGCUUCCCUACUCUAAGCUGUGUCCCAAAAGGCUGGCGUUGGGAUUGGGACAGAAGAUGGUAAGCUUUAAGGCAAGGAAAACCAUUUUACAAGUUUAGUCAUGAAGAGCUGUAAUAAUGUUACUCAAGCACCAAAAACAAUGACAAAGAAGACAAGGCAUAUUUCAAAAAUAUUUUUGUUUAUUGAAUUCCUUCUUGGAAAGUACAAUGUUAAUAAAAGAAAAAAAUAAAACAACCUGUUUAAUUGUCAAAAAGAAUGAAUUUGAUCAAUUUAGAUUGGGAGUCGCAUGCGUCUUUAAUGAUCGCAUGUGAUUCACGACGAGAAGUUGCAGACAUGGAGACAGGGCAUAGGAAUGCUGAACAAAAGAGGUCUGACAGUACAGAAAGUGGGUUAAUGUCAAUGUUAUCUACUGAACAUAAACUGGCCUAUGUUUCAAAGGCUUAUAUAUAUACUGUAAAUACAUUAGUUUGCUUGAUCGUGGAACUUGAUUUUAAAAGUUGUGCACUGAUCCCCCUUCCCCAUCCCAAUUACAAAAAAAACUAAAAUUUACUGUCCUGAAAUAGGAAUACUUUCUGUAAUUCUCACAGAAAAAGUAUUGUUUUAAUUAUUCAUUGUGCAAGAUAUUUUUCCGCAAUACCAACUUGUGUACGGGAUUAGGUUUAAAGCUAUCGCGUGCACUUCUUAGAUCAUGAGCCACAUUUGAAAAGGGCUGGAGAAGGAAUAGCAGGAAACAAAAAAUAUUGUGGAAGGUUCAUGUUUACUUGUCACAAAGGUGCUCUUUUUGCAGUUCACGGCUACCUCAGAAAGUGAAAUUGUUGCCUAACUUUCUCUGCUACCACAGAAUAGGUUUGACAUAGAUGCAGUCACUGAAAUCAAUAAACGCAUGUGUACCUGCACUGAUAUAUCUAACUGGCUUUCAUUCAUGUUCGCACAAUGGAGCUUCUAUUUUUGCUUCUGCUGUUUAUAAAACAAACUUCUCAUUGUCAAGUGGAGAGGUCAUAAGUAACAACUCUACCAAAGACUGUUAGUGGCAAUUAAUUAGCAGAUUUAUUACCUUUAACUGGCAGAUGUAGCGAAUUUUGUCAAUUGCCAUUAAUUGUUAGCCCAGAAUUCUUUGACACAGAAUUAAGUCCAUCUUCUCCUCUCUUUACUCACAGGUCUAAUUGGUUUUGGCACAGACAGACCCACAUUUGGUACACUUAACUGCUGUAUUCACUGUUAAUCAUUACAUAAUAGAAUCACAUAAAUCCCCAGGUACACUCACUAAAUGUGUUGCACUGGUUCAAAUUUCAAUAUUUAGCAAUUGAUACCAAAAAAAGAAUAGAAACAUGGUGAACUUGCGUUCUGUUAUUGAUUAGAGUAUAACAGCCGGUCAAUACAGAGGUGCCAACUGACAGGGAGGACUUUGUUUUCCUAUUUGCUUAGAGAAGAGAUUUGGCAAUCUUAGAUGAGAGCUUAGAAAGGAUCUGGUGCUUAGUAUAUAGAUCAAAUCCAAUAAAAAGGGGUCUGUCACACCAUAACCUACAAAUGCCAGAACUUUUGUUUCUUCAAUCUAACACUGAGGAACUUUUGUUGAGUUGGUUGCAUGUAACAUCAGCUUGAGCCAUUUUUGUCACAAUGCAAACUGCAGUGAUUUAUUGUCAGUCCUUCGCAUUGCAGUGCAGGGUUGAAUGGCUCCUGAACUUCAUAUGCUAUCAACUUAAUGAACCACUGAUCACUUCACUAUUUACAAACCAAAAAAGCUUUGGGUCCCCAGACAUUUUACUGAGUGCAGAAACUGGCUUCACUGAAGUAGUUUUUAGUACUACAGUUUUGUCUUUAAUCAAGAAUAAGUGAUAAAGAAAUGUCAGCGAUAGAAAAGACAAUUAGGCUCAGGCUGAAGUUCAGCUGAAAAAGGACCUUUAUGAAAAGCUCUGUUUUUGAAUUGAGUAGCCAUUCAAAUGCACAGUAUUGUAGGAUGCAGAGUUGCGAUAUUUUGCCAUUUUCAAAAGCCAACUGAGAACAUAAGAGGUCUGGUAAGGAUUUAAAUCAUGGCUUAAGUUCUGAGAGUAGAAUUUCCAAAUCCUCAAAUGACUUAAGAGAAAAUUGGAAAAUUGUGUGCACUUCAAAACCAGACAGUGGCAAACUCUUAUUGUGCCAAAGAAAAACAACAUUUUUAAAACCCACAAGUGUUUGUAUUCAAAAUGGUGCUAUUUUACAUUGCUUCAUUGCACUUAGAAAAUUCAAUCCAUUUACUUAUGGCAGAGCAUCAUGUGUUCAGUAUGUAAUCUCUUGAACAUGCUUCUGGGUCCAUGAAAACUUCAAUCAUCACCCCAAUUUGGGAAGAAUUGUACAUUUCAGAAUUUGGAUGAAUUGCUUUUAAUUGUAUUCUUGUCAUUGUAUCUGGAUAUGAUUUAUUUCUGAUUUUAAAGAAAAUAAUUCCAAAUUUCAACUCCUAUUUUUGUUGUUGUUGCUUAAUGCUUAGUCACAAAGAAUUAUUGCUGGCAGGUUUGUAUUUUAAAUGGCUUUUGGUACUAUUGAAAUUUAAAAUUUAAAUAUUUAUACUAAAAAAAACUCUGAAGCUGUAGAAAUUUAAUUAAUAAUUGUUUGAACAAAUAACCGAAUUUUAAGUGCUUGUAAGGCAACAUUGCUUUCACGAGACCAGCGAUGUUGCAGAGAUAUAUAAACUGCCAAAUGAAUGUAUACAAUAAAUUCAUGUAUUCUUGUCAAAAAAACUCUGUAAAAUCUCCUCUGUCUGCUGACUGUAAGGUACUAGCCUAAAAUAUACUUGAGUUAGUCCCAACUGAGAUCUUGGAGGAUAUGGGCAAAAAAUGCAACAUUUUCCUAAAUUUGGCAUUAAUUGGCAGCUCUGCUCCAAGUGGAAAGGGAGAGAUAAAUCACUGGGUUUUGAAGUCCUUUCCUGCGACUGGCAUGAAGGCAUCUGGCUGGAACUGAAUAUGGAAAGCUCAACCAAGCUGGAAACACUUGAAACAAGAGGUUGUCAACUCUCCAGUCUGGAAUGAUUGUGUUCAUGCAGUUUCUGGAUUUUGAAAUUUUCUGGAUUAUACGAUACUGGAAGGUCUAGUCACCAAGUGUGAGAUCAGAAAACAAUGUAGAUGGAAAUAUUUGCAUAAACCAAAACAAUGAUUAAAACAAUCAUAUUCCUUAUUCAAACAACUUUCAUGGUUUUACUCCCAAAGUAUUGCACUAAAAUGAUGCCUAUGACAUUGAACAAAUGCUCAAAACAUUUUCAAAUAAUAUAUUUUUUCUGAAAAACAGAUUUUUGGAUUAGAGAGAUUAGAUUACCAAUUUGGGGAAAGUAUUUCUUAAAUGAAAAACCAGUAGUGACUAGUAGAUCAAAUAGUUAUUUUAUGUGUUGUAUGUUCCAUACAAUAUCCCCCAUCCGAAUGAGCCAGAAAGUUAAGGAGUGAAUUAGAAAUGCCUCCAUUACCGUACAACAUAAACAUACAUUCGUACUAAAUUGGCAUCAUCUGAGGUAACACACAAAGGAAGACUUUUCCCUUGUGCAGGUGGAAACAACAGUAAUCUCCUUCUCCUUAGCAAAAGUCAUGCUCUGAGGAAGAAUAGGUUGGUCAUAGCUCUUCAGGCUUUUGUUCUGUUCAGGUAUUUUUUAUGCAUAGGUGCACAGAAGUACUGAAUUUACCUUAUACUCUCAUUUCUUUUUAUUAUACUGAGCAAAAUGGGGUCUAAAACUUGAUGAAAAAAUUUGACUAAACUAUCUUUUAUAUGCUUUUUGGUAGUCUUUGUUUUGCCGAUGCAAAAGUAGCUCAUUACCUUACCUAUUUGUCUCUGAUUGGAAAUGAUUUGCUCAAUGAGCUGCCUGCUCUAUAGCUGAAAGAAAUCUGAGCUGAAGGAAGAUUGAUGUUCUUCCCAGUUUUGGAAGUCUAUGAGAAAAUUCAACACUGACCAGGAUUCCAUUGGUGCUGUUCUAGUCAGGUCUAGAGUAUGAUUCUAAGGUAAAACAAGAUAUAAGUAAUUUUGCUGGAGAGACAAGAGCAAACCUGAUGAAAAUACCCAUUAAAUAAUUUUUUGAUUGUUCAAAUUUGCAAGAAAUUCUGUAUGAUUCCUUUGGAAAAACCAAAAUCUCCCAAAAAUAAUUGCUCAACAUGCAAAGUUGUUAUAAAGAAUUGGAAUCAGUAAGAUUUGAUAGUAUAAAAUAAAACAAUUUUUCUCUCCCUUUUCUUUGUGCAGCUCUCAAUUCCAUUCAGUUAAAAAUAUGUUGGCCCUUUAUCAGAAAUCUACAGUUCUAAUACAAUCAUGUAGUACCUCUUCACAUAAACAACACUGGAACUAAUUAGAACACACUGGAGAGAUAACUGGCUAGGCUCAGAUGUCAUAUUUGCAAUGGCUUCCAGAGAUUCUGCAGUGACAGACUUUCUUGUGUGCAAAUUUGGUGAUUGCCCUUUGUGAUGAUUUGGACGAAAGCCAGCAUCUAUGGAUGUCGCUAUAUUUUUUCUCUUGGCGCUAAUAGUCAUCAUCUUAACAGUACCUAGUCUCUAUGCUGAAAGUACAACCUGCUCCCGUGACUCCUGUUUGAGUGCUUAAUUUUCUGCCAGAUCUCUUACAUUUUCUUAAAUGAAUAUUAUUAAUGGACUUUUUUUUGCAGCCACGUAUUUAUUAAGCAGAUGAUUGCCAAAAUCUGUUCUUCCCAUGUUGAACUUAUUGGAGCCAUAAAUGGGGUAUGUAUUGUGAAUGUCCUGGACCCUAAUUCUUGGCUCUGGGUGGUGCUACAGUUGUACCAGGAGUGGGUGUGUGUCCAUUUUAGUAACAUUCCAAUAAAUCAUUAUACUUUCUUCUUAUGCUUAGUACCAUUUUGCUUUUCCCUUCACUUUUUAGCUCUCUGAUUUUUCUUUCCCUGCACUCCUCACAGGAAAUAGUCCGCCUUGUUUUUGCUGUACUCAUGAAAUGGCAUAAAUUGAGAAACAACCUCGGAAGUCCUUAAGUAGGGGAUUUCAGUCAGAAUGUUGCAGUGUGUAAUUCAAGAUCUCCUGGCAUACGGGUGUAGCUUUUUAGAGUGCAUUGUCUAACUGGAAACAUACAACAGGCGUUCUAAAGCGCCAGCCUUUAAAAAGAAAAGCCAGAUCUGAAAAAAAAGCUUGGUUCUUGUCUGCAUCAGCCAAUUUGCUUUUCUAUUGAUGUUGCCCUUCCACUGCACUCUUUCAUUUUUGCACACCGAGUGUAGUUGCUAGGAGAUUGAAUCAAAUAAUGUGUUCGCCUCAGUAAAUUUUGUGUUCUAUGCAAUCCUUUAAACAAUCAUCGUGUUUUAAUUAUUUAACAACUGUGUGGAGAUAACUGAAUAAUUGAUGGGCUGUAUUAGGUUUGAAGGAUUGAACCAGUGUACUAAUUCUGAAUAAUAAACUUUUCAUCAACUUUA
This is a messenger RNA of Stegostoma tigrinum, 11536 nucleotides long. RefSeq names its product collagen, type IV, alpha 6 (gene col4a6). Gene Ontology annotation, molecular function: extracellular matrix structural constituent. The record is from RefSeq and is a predicted model, not a curated record. Gene Ontology annotation, cellular component: collagen trimer; basement membrane. The transcript is spliced from 48 exons. Bases 319 to 5436 code for a protein of 1705 amino acids. NCBI's taxonomy places the organism in Eukaryota, Metazoa, Chordata, Chondrichthyes, Orectolobiformes, Stegostomatidae.